CGGUGGGUGAUAAUAGAGUCCCUUGUGUAACCCGCUUGGACUUGAUCAAGCACUUUCAAAAGUGUAUAAAAUGAGUAUCACAUAUGUCUAAAUCAUUUCUUCUUCAUCUAACAUCUAGGAUAACACGUUCUAAUCUUGCAGGGAUUCACAAACAAGCCAUGAGACCGAAGAGAAAGGCAGUUGCAGAUACUGAAGUGAAGGCAAAAAGAGCAAAAGGCGAGACUGACCUCCGAUUUGAUUUGAAAUGGUCAGAAGGUGGUAAACUGCUAAAAAACCUAUGUCCAUUGUUAUACCUUUCGUCAGAAUCAGAAAAGGGGUGUAAUAAAGUGGCAGGGUUCGACAUUGACUGGACGGUAAUCGGUACACGCUCUGGACGCGCAUUUGCAAGUGGUCCCAAAGAUUGGAAAUGGUUGUACGACUGUGUUCCCAGUAAGCUAAAGCAAUUGAAUGAGGAUGGGUAUCGUGUCAUCUUCUUUUCCAAUCAAGCGGGUAUUGAGAAAAAUAAAGUUAACCCUGAUGACUUUAGAAAAAAACUAGAAGAUAUCAUUGCUGAACUGGAUAUCCCUGUAUUUGUAUAUGCAUCUACUGGAAAUAAUCAUUUCCGUAAACCUAGUCCAAAUAUGUGGAAGUAUUUUAUUGAUCACAACAAUGCAGAUGUACAAGUUGAUCUCAGCCAGAGUAUGUAUGUCGGAGAUGCAGCAGGGAGAGAGAAAGGUUGGAAGAAGGACAAAAAGAAAGACUUCUCAUGCAGUGACAGAAUGUUUGCAGCAAAUGUAGGAAUAGAUUUUCAUACACCAGAGGAAUUCUUUCUUGGUGAAGAGCCUGCCCCAUUCAAGUGGCAGUCAUUGGAUCCUGCCAAAUACCUAGAAACAAUCAGCCAAUCAUCUUGCUCAUCAAACAAAUAUCAUGCAAACAAUCAAGAAAUAGCCAUUAUGGUAGGAUGUCCAGCUUCUGGCAAAAGUACCUUUGCAAAGCUCCAUUUUGUUGCAAAUGGCUAUGUUCAUAUAAAUCGGGACACGUUGGGCAAUGCAGCAAAAUGUAUCAAAGCAACCCAAGAUGCACUGAAAGCUGGAAAGAGUGUUGUGAUAGAUAAUACGAAUCCAUCUCCUUUAGUCAGAGCAGAUUAUAUGCAACUUGCCAAAAAGUUUGGAGUACCUGCUAGAUGUUUUGUCAUGUCAACGCCACAGGAGGUAGCCCAUCAUUUGAACUAUGUCCGGCAAAAUCAAACCAAUGGGGAAAUAAGACGUAUCCCAAUGGUUGCGUACCACUCAUUUAAGAAAAACCACAAGAUACCUGAACUUUCCGAAGGAUUCUCUGAGAUUAUUAAUGUGACCUUUGAGCCAAAGUUUACAUCAAAGAAACAUGAAGAACUAUUCAAGCAGUGGACAUCUUCUGAAAGAUAAUGACAGUCUACUCAAGUACUAUUCAAUUCAGCAUCUGAAUGACUGAGCAUAUUCCAGCGCCAGUCAGUGAUCUUACAAGAAUGACACAAGUGAGUGCUGCACCUACAGCAAAACCUGUAUAUCUGAACACAUCUCUAAUUGGAACACCUCUUUGUGAAAUCCCAUAUAUUUUAUUCUGCAAUAGACUUCCAUGUUAAAAACCUCAAGAAGUGAACACCUGUCGAUCCGGACACUGUUGAAUGGAGCCUGUGGCUUUUGGAUUGGACGGGUUUUACUGUACUUGGUGUUUGAACAAAAGUCAUGCACUCACUUAAAGAUCUAUUUGCGCUCA
Messenger RNA from Owenia fusiformis, 1734 nucleotides. NCBI's taxonomy places the organism in Eukaryota, Metazoa, Annelida, Polychaeta, Sabellida, Oweniidae. The record is from the annotation of a GenBank genome assembly.